Molecule: messenger RNA, 936 nt
Organism: Dromiciops gliroides (monito del monte)
Lineage: Eukaryota; Metazoa; Chordata; Mammalia; Microbiotheria; Microbiotheriidae
Product: olfactory receptor 52E2-like
Exons: 1
Coding region: 1-936 (311 amino acids)
Biological process (GO): G protein-coupled receptor signaling pathway
Cellular component (GO): membrane
Molecular function (GO): olfactory receptor activity; G protein-coupled receptor activity
Source: RefSeq, a predicted model, not a curated record
AUGUCCCAUUCUAAUGAUACUCAAUUCCAUCCCCCAUUUUUCAUAUUACUUGGCAUUCCAGGACUGGAAAAUUUCCACAUCUGGAUUGGCUUCCCUUUUUGCAUUGUGUAUCUUAUUGCACUCUUGGGAAACAUUACCAUAUUGUUUGUGAUUCAGACUGAGAAGAUACUUCACCAGCCCAUGUUCUACUUUCUGGCAAUGUUGGCCACCAUUGAUCAAGGCCUAUCCACAGCUACCAUUCCCAAGAUGUUGGGCAUCUUUUGGUUUAGACUGAGGGAAAUUAGUUUUGGUGCUUGUCUCAUACAGAUGUUCUUUAUACAUAUGUUCACUGUGAUGGAAUCAGCUGUACUGUCAUCUAUGGCCUAUGAUCGUUAUGUGGCAAUUUGUAAUCCCUUGCAUUAUAGCACUGUCCUCACCAACAGGGUGGUAGCCUUGAUGGGCAUUGGGGUGGUGGUAAGGUCUUUCUUCACAGUGUUUCCCUUUGUGUUCCUGAUCCUUCGACUUCCUUUCUGUGGAAACCAUAUCAUUCCUCAUACCUACUGUGAACACAUGGGCAUUGCUCGACUGGCUUGUGCUAGCAUCAGAAUCAACAUGGUCUAUGGUCUAUGUGCUAUUGGGACUCUAAUAUUGGACAUUGUAGCUAUAGUUGUAUCCUAUGUACAGAUUCUCCAAGCUGUAUUUCACCUCCCCUCCCAGGAUGCCCGGCUAAAAGCCCUGAGUACCUGUGGCUCCCAUGUUUGUGUCAUCUUAGCCUUUUAUACUCCUGCCUUAUUCUCUUUUAUGACCCACCGCUUCGGCCGUAAUGUCCCACGUUACAUCCACAUCCUUCUGGCCAAUCUUUAUGUUGUUGUUCCACCCAUGCUUAACCCUGUCAUCUAUGGGGUUAGGACCAAACAGAUCCGGGAAAAGGUGUUAAAGCUAUUAAUCAAGAAAUAA